AAUAGGGGUAAAUUUUGAUGAAUGCAAGAAUAUACCUAUAUUUUAAAACACUUUUUUUGUUUAAAAAAACAAAAAAAAAUAUAUGCACAUAUGAAGGAACAUUGGAGGACAUUCAUUGUAGAAGACGACUUCAAGUUCAUAUCAAGCAAUGGAUUGAAUGCGGUAAGAAUUCCGGUAGGAUGGUGGAUUGCAAGCGACCCAAACCCUCCAAAGCCCUUUGUUGAUGGAUCCUUAAAGGCCUUAGACAAUGCCUUCUCGUGGGCCUCGAAAUAUGGGGUAAAAGUUAUAGUCGAUCUUCAUGCAGCUCCAGGAUCACAAAAUGGUUGGGAACAUAGCUCUUCUAGAGAUGGAUCCCAAGAGUGGGGAAAAACAAAGGAAAAUAUUCGUCAAACAGUAGCAGUUAUCGAUUUCUUAACUGCAAGGUAUGCCGAAAACCCGAGCCUUUAUGCGGUUGAACUCAUCAACGAGCCUCUUGCUCCGGGGGUCCAACUCGAAACCCUCACCGAAUAUUACAAAGCCGGUUACGAAGUGGUCCGGAAAUACUCUACAACGGCCCAUGUUAUUAUGUCAAACCGGUUGGGGCCCAUGAACCCGACGGAGCUCUUCGGGGCCAUCAUGGGCUUGAAGAGAACCGUCAUCGAUGUCCAUUAUUACCAACUCUUCAGCGAUAUGUUCGACAACAUGACGGCCCAACAAACUAUAGAUUAUGUAUCCAACAACCGGUCUGUGGAUUUGGGCCUGGUCACGCCAUCAAAUAAUGGGCCUCUUAGCUUUGUAGGAGAAUGGGUCGCAGAAUGGAACGUUAAAAGUCCAACCAAAGAGGAUUACCAAAGAUACGCCCAGGCCCAAUUACAAGUCUUUGGUAAUGCUAGUUUUGGGUGGGCCUAUUGGACCCUCAAGAAUGUGAAUAAUCAUUGGAGUUUGGAAUGGAUGAUCAAGAACGGAUACAUCAAGCUUUAAUGAUUUGGCUUUAUCAAGUGUAAUUCCCCCAUUUAGAUGAAUAAAUAUAUAAUGAAGAUUUUUUUUGCGAUGGAUUGAUAUGAAAAUGAUGUUUUAUUUCUUAUUAAUCAAUAAAAUCUAGUUUA
Cuscuta campestris is the source of this 1085-nucleotide messenger RNA. The record is from the annotation of a GenBank genome assembly. Lineage: Eukaryota; Viridiplantae; Streptophyta; Magnoliopsida; Solanales; Convolvulaceae.